AUGUUCUGUAAAGAUAUCAAUCUCGAUGUACGAGCUUACAUCUCCCACUUGGGAAUACUGAACCUUUGGAUUGUGUGUUCCGCCUCCCAGAAGCCCUUUGGCUCGAUACCCCUCCACAUAUCUGAGCAGCUACUGACCGUGAUCUGUGCAGCACUUUGCGCCGAGGCCUUCCAAAUUAAUUCUCUCAUCAGUGUUGACACACAACUCCAACCUAUGCGCACAGCGAUCCACAACUGGAAGUUAGCCUGGAAUCAGCGUUUCGCGAUCCAGGAUAGUUUUGGCUUACCCAAGGAGGAGGAUACUAUGUUUGUGGGUAUUGAAGAUUAUUGGCGACGGUUGGGGUUUUUUCAGAACGCUUCCGAGUAUUGGUUAUUGCUCAAUAUCCUCAUCCGACGAAUUGACGAACGCCAGCGGAACCGGGAUGAUCUAUCGGUUCAAUCUGAUGUUGAACUCACCAGUUCGGUCAUUGACAGGCCAUAUACGCCUUCGAGAUGUGACUCACCCACAAUGGAGGAUCUGAACAAUCUCAUAUCGGAACAUCAUCGUCAAUUCAAGCCGCAGAAGCCGGCCCAAAUCAUAGAACAUCUGAAUAGUGUGUGGAUGAGCUCAGGCGGGGAUUUUGCCUCUCUCAGAUAG
Molecule: messenger RNA, 636 nt
Organism: Aspergillus oryzae RIB40
Lineage: Eukaryota; Fungi; Ascomycota; Eurotiomycetes; Eurotiales; Aspergillaceae
Exons: 3
Coding region: 1-636 (211 amino acids)
Source: RefSeq, a predicted model, not a curated record